Messenger RNA from Haliotis rufescens (red abalone), 8475 nucleotides. Its product is annotated as cell surface glycoprotein 1-like. Bases 325 to 3249 code for a protein of 974 amino acids. The record is from RefSeq and is a predicted model, not a curated record. Lineage: Eukaryota; Metazoa; Mollusca; Gastropoda; Lepetellida; Haliotidae. The transcript is spliced from 10 exons.
GUCAUACAGUAAUACUAUGUGCAUAAUUUGUGCCUCUUCGUCAGCCCAUGCAACAGAAUGGAAUAGAUUCUCCCUGGGCUGGAGUAAGACACAUGGUAUAUUAUUGAUGCUGUUCGGCCUGUUUGAUCAGGGCUAGUUUUGCCUGACUGGAGCCACAUGAAUGUCACCACUUGCUUUCUCACCUGUCGACCUCGUUAACUCAGGUGUGAGGAUGCAUGGAGGUGGUGCCCGGCUACACUGACGUACACGACUUCGCCCCGAGAGGCAUGGUAUUAAGGGGGCCGGCUUGCUGUCAAUAAGCUAGGCCGGGAUAGAGGUGCAAACAUGGCCUCUUCGGGGCCCAUAGCAGAGCAGGAGGCCGUGGCAAGUACACAAGAGGACGAAGGUCGCGGAGAUGUCGGCAUGGCGACAGACCCUAAAGAAGGCAAAAAGUCCCGUAAGUUCAAGCCAUUUGAGGCCAUGCGGAAAUUAUUCAAGGGAGGUCGAAAACGUACUAAAUCUAAAGAUGACAAUCAGAUCAGUGUGGUGUCUGUCAAGGCCAAGUCAACCACGGCUCUGAUGUCAGCCGGCAGCUUUGACGACGAUGACGACAGCGAUGGAGGCUUCAAAUCCCAUCACAGUAAGCAGAAGCCACUCCAGGGCGGUAAUCGCAGCAUCUCCGAGGACAGCGUCUUCACCCCCGGCGACCGAGGGGAAGCCAGCAUCACUGCACUCAAGACUGUGGCUGUGUCGGAGGAGAACCUUCACAAGAAUGCAUUCCAGAACGAGUUGUUCACCAAGCUGAAGAAGAGACACUCCCAAUACUCCGACGACGACGAUGGCUUGCCGCAGAGCCCUGUGCCACCCAUGACGACAGCAGACAUCCUCGGAGGACCUCUGAAGCCUGGGCCAGGCAAGUCCAGCAGCAGGGAGAGCGAGAAGAGUCUCAUCAGUGUUGACAGCUCCGACAAUGAGGGGGAUGACCCUUUCUUGACCAAGUGGAACAGUCCAGGCAAACCUCGAAGGAGCAGUGACCAGUCACCGCCACCUGCUAAAGGAAGCUCGAUGGACUUGGAGGCCGUCAAGAGGACACCCAUGCUGAGUAAUGAGGCGGCCAAAUUCAAGCGGUCGGUUAAACCUCGGAAGCAGAACAGGCAGUCCCGCAAGAAGAAAGAUGCUGUGUCAGCACUGGGUCUACCGAGUCUCAAUGAAGAGUCCCCUACCAAGCUACAGGCAGAGGAGAGUGCAUUUGCAACACCAGGUGUUGACAUCCCAACUGACACCAGUGUCUUGGAAGUGUCAUCUGGGCCCUCAGAGAAACCAACUGUGUCACUGAAACCCACGGAAUUACCUCCAAAACCUGUAGCUCCUACUAAACCUGUAGCUCCCACUAAACCUUCUGGUGAUGCAUCAGCUAAGACUGUCAGUGUGACCAGCCCAGUGAGUGAUGCUGCAAGUAAACAUACACUCCCAGGGACGGUGAAGGUCGAGGUCAGGAAAGAGCCGACCUCUGCCCUCCGACCCUCCGACCAGGAUGUGAGUCGAGGGAGGUCCACUUCUGUUAACACAAAGGAGAAGGUGGAUGCACCUGCUGAAAAAAAGUCCUCAGAAUUGUCAAAUGCUUUCAGUAAGUUGAAGCGUAAACCUGUAAAAACUGAAGAUGAUGAACUGCCAAAAACUGUGGAUAAAACUGAUGCCGUGAAGUCAGAACCUGAAGUGUUUUCAUUUUCAUUGAAAAAGGAGGAGAAAUUAAGUGAGACGAAGACAGUGACUGUGACAGGACGUAAUAGGAGUUCUUCAGAAAGUGUGGACAGUGUUCAGAAACAGGAACAGUCUAAGGCUGAGGAGUUAAAGCCUGUUGCAAGGCGGCAUGAAGAGCCUGUGGAGGAAGCUAGGCCCGUUCUGAAGUCGGUGAGUGCAGACAAACCACCAUUGAAGUCUGUCAUUACAACUGGAGGAGGAGAAAUCAAACACACCCUCACCAAACAGCUCUCAAGUGAGUCAAACAAAGAGGAGGAUCAUAAGUCAGACACAAGUUCUGUGAAGUCUGAGAGUUUCAGGAAGGACGUAGGGUUCAAGGUCGGAAGUGUAACACCGUCACCUAAAGAAGACUACAAACAGAAGCGGCAGAGCAGGAGUAAGACUCUGCCAGAGCAGCCAAUACUACCAGAUGAGUUCUCAGCCAAAGUUCAAAGAGCAAAGUCUCAGAGAGCAGACGCUGCACCUGUCGUCCCCGUAGCUACGGGCGCUGGUUCACAGAGGCCGUCAGCGUAUGGCGCACCGUUGUCCAGGAAGGAACCCAAACACCUGUCUCAUCACGAGGCAGCACCUACUGGUCAGCCAGAAUGGAUGGCAAUGAUUAAGAAAAAGAAACCAGCUGAAAGUACGGAGAAUAAUGAGACAUCUGAGCAGAAGAAGGAGGUGCUAACUAUCGAUACUAAAGAUGUGAUCAAGGAAAAGGGGAACGACAAGAGUGGGGACAAAAUGAGUAAGUCCCUCACUUUUGCCCCAACAUCCAACCCUUCCACAACACCUGAGGAGAAGGAGUCAUUUUCAAUCAGUAGUUCCAGAUCAGCGAGUGUUAAGAUACCUUCAAAGAUGGACUCUAAACCUCAGUCUGGUCCUGUACGAUUUGGCAGUGUCAAGACUGGGAGCAUUGCUCCCUCUUCCACCACUUCUAUAAAGUCUGGGAGUGUCACCACCACCGCCCCCACCCCCAGUGUCACCAAGUCAGGGAGUACGUCUCAGCCCACCACCAGCUGGGUCAAGCCAGGUGGGACCCAGACUUCGGUGACUAGGUCGGCUACUUCGACAACCCCUUCUUCCAGCAAACCUGACAGUAUCAAGAACCUAGGCUCAAAUGUGAAGGAGACGAGCAAAGACUCUAAGAUCUCUCCCACUGAGGGUGUCAAGAAGGACUUCAGUCGGGUUCAAUCCAUGAAGACGCCUUCUUCAACACCUGACCCCACUCCAGCCUGGAAAUCUUCCAGUGUGAAAACAGUGAAGGGACCUGUGCAAUCGGCCCAAUCUUCCAGUGAUAAGAAAGAAUCCGUCCCAGCCUGGCGGAGCGGCAUAGCCAAGCCUGCAAGUAAAGUCACUAUUGAGAUCAUCGAGAAGGAGAAAGAGCCAAAACAAGAAGUGGUCAUGAGAAAGCCUAAGAGCCAGCCCGCUGCCCCAAGAACAGAGGCCGACUCGUGUCGAGACAGUUCCUCCAACCGCUCGUCCAAAGUCCUGGAUAUGGUGAAGAGCUUCCAGAAACUACAAGUUUAACUGAUAGUUGCCUGGCAACAGAACAAAAUAGUUUCCUGUAGAAUUGAGACAUGCUGAGUUCAUCAAACUUGACAUCAUUCUGGGAUAUUCUUGUUCUACUGCUGUCGGUGAAAUCACACCGAUAUACUGUACUGAUAAAAUGUGCUACCAUGGUAUAAUAAUAUACACUGAUAUACCCCAAUAUACAAUGCUACCACUGGUGGCAUAGUGAUAUACACUGAUAUAUCCUGAUAUACCAUGCAACCACUGGUGGCAUAGUGAUAUACACUGAUAUAUCCUGAUAUACCAUGCAACCACUGGUGGCAUAGUGAUAUACACUGAUAUAUCCUGAUAUACCAUGCAACCACUGGUGGCAUAGUGAUUUACACUGAUAUACCCUGAUAAACCAUGCAACCACUGGUGGCAUAGUGAUAUACACUGAUAUACCAUGCAACCACUGGUGGCAUAGUGAUAUACACUGAUAUACCAUGCAACCACUGGUGGCAUAGUGAUAUACACUGAUAUACCCUGAUAUACCAUGCAUCCAUGGUGGCAUAGUGAUAUACACUGAUAUAUCCUGCCACCAAUGGCACAAUGUGUGAGAUACAUAAUGUUCGACUGAACAAACCUAUACCAAACUGAUUGUAAUAUACUUUGUGAUAGACUACCAUGAUGGACUGACUGAUUUUGUGGAAUUUCCUAUACUUUAUUGCCUUUGUUCUGAUAGUAAGCUACUUCUACGAACAUAAUGGCAACCUUGACAUUGCUCCGUUCCGAUAUUCCCUUACCUCCCUCCAGCUUGUCGGCAUUAGUGUAGAGAUGUCCUGGCAGUAGCCGGCCACAGACUGACGGAUGGCAUCACUUUGGCAAGACAGUUAGCUAUGACAAUAUUUUCUUUAUUUCCCAUGUUUUCUCCCUUUCUUGUAGACAUUCAGGUUGCCAGGUUACACAUGGGCUGUAGUUGGACUGGGAUGCCAAUCCAUGCCUUGUGUAAUCCUGGUUAGGGCAUUAUGUUUAUAUACUUAGGCCCCUAACUGGUAUAUAAAUAAGGUUUAAAGUUGGAGUGGUUAGUUUGGCUAAGAAUCAAAUCAGCAGGCCUAAUGAUCAUAAAAUUUGAAUCUGAUUUGUUUCUUAGUUCCAAACUUGUUCCGAGCUCCGAAAUUGUUUUCUUAGUGAGGUUGAGUUUUGUGUUGCUGUUUUAGGAGCUCUCAGAGUGUUAUUCCACAGUUGUUGAUUUUAGCUGUGACUAGUGUUGCAUCAAUUAAAUACAUGCUGGUUUUCCUUUGUGAAUUUCUUCAUUGGGAUAGUGAGGUUACUUAAUAAAUGUUUAAAUGCUGUUGAAAAAUACUGAAAUAUUAGCAGCGCUUGUUAACUGCAUAGAGCCUUAAAGGUGAGCUGAAACACAGCAAGGGAGACAACUGUGUUAAGAAUUACCAGCAAGAGAGACAACUGCAUUAAGAAUUACCAGCAAGGCAGACAACUACGUUAAGAAUUACCAGCAAGGGAGACAACUGUGUUAAGGACUCCAAGCCUGACCACACCAAGCUGUCAUGGUUUAUUCUACAGGACAUGCGUGUUAUCUGUGUACUCAAGUUCUGUUUUAUCACUGCCCAGUUAGAUUGCUGAACGUUGUUUUAUUCUUUGUUCUGUUGCCUUUAUAUGCAUUUAGAGACACCGGCUCAAAAUGAUAUGAAAUGUAUUCUAGACUGGGAGUAUUAAGUUUUGCAAUGAAAGCCAUGUAUAUGGUUCUGAAAUUGUCUCUUUGUGUGCUGUCUAGACGGAUGGCAUCAGAGCCAACUUUCUACACCUUAUAAUACAGUACUAUACCCUGUCUGUGUAGUUAUCAUUAUCAUAUGCGUAUAUAUGGCCUAUUUAUGUAACAAUGUAUGACACUAUAGUUAUGAUGUAGAAGUCAAAUGCAACAAGUUUGUACAAAUCAGUUCCUACUGUUCUGCUGAAGAGGGUUCUGUGGUACUUAUCUCUAAUGACUUAUGGGGACUGUUGGGUAGCACAGUGGUUAACACGUUAGCUUGCUGCACCUAACACAGGUUCAGUUAUCAUACUCUCGAAUGACUUGUGGUGGGGUAGUCUACUCGUUGAAGUGUUUGCUCAUCACACCCAGAACCCCAGGUUCAAUUCCCUACAUACUCACUUGCUCUACUAGAUGAUGAUAUACCAUACUAUCACAAGGCACCAACCAGACUCCAUCACCGUCUUUACAAACAUUCCAGGCCAAUAGAACUAUGUGGUGAUGUUUAGGGUCACAAAUUGCCACAAUGUAGUUAUGAGGACCAGAAGUUUCAUUGGGAGUCAUGUUUCAUUUGUUUCAACUGUUUCAGUGAAGUUCCGUGUGUUUUGAACUAAAUCUAAAGCAUCUUCAUCUUCGGCUCUCGGUAUCUGUCUGUAUAUAUCUGCCUGUGUUGCAUCACGAAAACUGAAAGUGCUGACAAGGCAUUUUCAGCAUUGGUUUAUAUAUGAACCAUUUCUUUCUGUAUAAUCUUGCCAGGUUUCUAGCUCAUGGAACCCUUCACUGCUGAUGUGUGGAUUAGAGAGGUUGAAGUGUACACAGGGAGUGCACAGCUCAUUAAAACAUUAGAAAUUGUUUUUCUCCAGCGGGAUUUAUAAUAUCAGUUCUUUAUAGGAAGUGGUUUUUUCUUUCGUGGUUAAAUGAAAUCCUAGUGCUACAAGCCUGUGAAAGUGUGGACCACCAUUGCUUCUAUAGACCUUGCACCACAUCUUUAAUCAGUGUGACAUACCAUCAUGGUCCACAGUGUCCUAUGGUCAUCGAUGUUUAUCAUGCUUUGAGUGUUUCUCGGUAGAAGUGAGAACGUGGCUCUCAGGGAUUUGAACGAGGAAAGGUUAGGGGUGAGUUUGGAAGAAAGUUUUCGGGAGACAACUUUCGUCACUUCCUAAGUAUUCUCUAGGUUUUUCUCUAAUAGUAUUCAGCAACGCCUAUUUAAAUCUGCUGCAUGAACCAGACACAAACAAUGCCAAAAACUGUUUUCAUGUUAGAAUGACUCAAAUAUACUACUAAAAAAUGCUGACAUGGUCUACAGGACCUGUAGUGCUGGAUAUCUCUCAUGGAUGGUGUCAGUCGAACACCUGUUGUCAUGGACACCAGUGUCACCACACAUACACCACUUCGACAUCUCCAAUACACCACUUCGACAUCUCCAAUACACCACUUUGUCACUGGAAAUGUUUGGGAUUGCAAUAGGAAAAUGUGUUGCAAGCCCUAGAUCAGUCUACCACUGGGUGUCCUUCACUGUCCCAUGUCCUAGGCAUACCAUCACAGACUUAUCUUCACCUGUUACCAAAAUGAAAUGGCAGAAAACAUCUUACUCACUUUUAGGAAAGUGGCACAUCAGUUUUAGGUUGUUAUGUUAACCAUUUUUAGCUGAAAAGUUGUGAAUUUAAAUUUUUUGCUUAUUGCAUAUUUACUUAUUGUACAAAUAUGAAUUCUCUGUACAAAUGUACAUAGCAAUUGUAUGUUUUUUAUUUGACAAAGGACCAAUGUUAUGGUAUAUUUUAUAUCUGUGUUGUUUGAACGUUACCAGUCUGGCUAAUGGAGACUUUUGUUACCCUUUCACUUGUUAGUCAGGUCAUCUGAUUCAUGUUUUACAGGGGCAGUGUUCUGUAGCAGUUGCUUCAUUGAACUGGAGCUUUCUAGCAUCCUCAAUAUCAACGGGCUGUUCUUAGAUACUAGCAUGAGGGAUUUAGACUGGUACUCUCACCAGGUUAGCUAAAAUUUGAAUCUUAUGGCUCUAUUAACAUUCUUAUCUAUUUUGUUGAUUUCUAUCCUGCAGUUGUCACCGAUCGUGUAUGAGACUCAUGAAUCUUCCUAUGUAUCCAGGUCGAGACCAGUGUUCCAUCUCAAAAGUUAAGGUUAAAUUAAGUCUUUGGCUUCAUGUUCUGCUGAGAUAGAAAUUACUUGAAAAUAUCAUAAAGUUGAAGGUGUCGUUGCAUACAUAGGUAUGUAUAUCCAUGAGUCUCUCUGCUCUACACUGUCUAUAGCAGUUGUCCUUUCUAAGUUCUCUGUAUCCAGCACUUUGUAAACAACAUUCCCCAACAACGUGCCCCGACAGCGUGCCCCGACAACAUUCCCUGACAAUGUGCCCCGACAAUGUGCCCUGACAAUGUGCCCCGACAGCGUGCCCCGACAACAUUCCCCGACAACGGGCCCCGACAACAUUCCCUGACAAUGUGCCCCGACAACGUGCCCCGACAACGUGCCCCGACAACAUUCCCCGACAGCGUGCCCCGACAACGUGCCCCGACAACAUUCCCCGACAGCGUGCCCCGACAACGGGCCCCGACAACAUUCCCUGACAAUGUGCCCCGACAACGUGCCCCGACAACGUGCCCCGACAACAUUCCCCGACAGCGUGCCCCGACAACGUGCCCCGACAACGUGCCCCAACAACGUGCCCCGACAGCGUGCCCUAGAGUAGUUCUCUAUCUGGUGCCUUGUAGCCACAUCCCGCUUUGUACAUAGUCCUAUCUUGUAACAUUGUUGAUAGUUGUUGCUAAUGCUUGUAUAUUCUGAUCAGAUGACUGCCUAAUAUGGUCAUAGUGUCAUCUGAUUUGGUCAUGUGAUAUAAUCAACCUGAUGUGACUGUUACUUAGGCUAAAUAUGGUAGUGUGACCUUUAACCUAAUUGUAGUUACAUGACUAACAAAUGUUCAUUCAUUCAUUCAUGUGACUGUGUAACCAACAUGAUCAUGUGAUUUCUUUAUAUGGUGAUGUGACAGUUGAUGUUGACGGUCAUGUGACUUCUAUAUAUGGUGAUGUGACAGUUGAUGUUGACGGUCAUGUGACUUCUAUAUAUGGUGAUGUGACAGUUGAUGUUGACGGUCAUUUGACAGCCCAACGUAAACAAUCUCCCCUGGACAGUGGGCAAGAAGUUUAAAAAUGUGAAAUAUUUGGGGAUUUAUAUCAUUGUAUAACAAAAAUUAAUUCAAAUUGUAAAUGCUGAGACUCGCCAGUCCUGGGUCUGAUUCCUGUCUUGGUGCAUGAGGUCCAGUUUGGAGGCUCUCAGCUUGAUUCACGCCUUUGAGGCAGUCUUGAGCAAGUGAGGUGUGUCAUGCUGACAAUGUCCUCCAGGAGAGUGUGUUUACAGAUGGCUGUCCACCACCACAUACAGACUGAAUAGUCCAGCACACAUGCAUGGGUAGCACCCAAACUUCUGUGAUCAUGUGUACUGCCUUCAGACAACAUUUUUAAUCAAUAAUAAAUACCAAUUAAUAA